Chelonoidis abingdonii (Abingdon island giant tortoise) is the source of this 1534-nucleotide messenger RNA. The record is from RefSeq and is a predicted model, not a curated record. NCBI's taxonomy places the organism in Eukaryota, Metazoa, Chordata, Testudines, Testudinidae.
CGCGGCCCUGGCCGAGGCCCAGCUUCUUCCGCUGCUUUCUGCUGCCGCCGCCUGGGUGUCGGGGAGAAGCCCUAAGUAACAGAUGCGGGUAAAAGAUCCAUCGAGGGCUAACCCUGAAAAAAACAAGAGAAACAAAAGGCCUAAUAGGCCUCAGGAUGAAGACUCUUCAGAUGACAUUGCAGGUUUAACCUGCCAACAUGUCAGCCAAGCAGUGGAUGUACAUCAUGUGAAGAGGGCAGUAGCUCAGAACGUUUGGUCAAUAUGUUCAGAAUGUUUAAAAGAAAGGCGAAUAAAUGAUGGCGAUCCAAUGAUUCCUUCUGAUAUAUGGCUGUGCCUCAAAUGUGGCUCUCAGGGUUGUAGUCAAAACUCUGAAAGGCCAACAUUCUCUGAAACAUUUCCCAAACUGCUCGCACAGACCUCAUGCAUUGUAAUCAAUCUCAGCACAUGGAUCAUAUGGUGUUACGAAUGUGAUGAAGAGCUGUCAACACACUGCAACAAGAAGGUUUUGGCUCAGAUAGUUGACUUUCUUCAGAAACAUGUUUCUAGGACUGAACCAAGUUCAUCAUCAAAAAUUAUACGACUUCGCGAAGAAAAUAAUGAAGGAAGUGAAACAUUGAAAGGAAGAAGUUCUGCAAAUGGCGCAUCAAUUCCAGUUAAGGGAAUAAAUAAUUUAGGAAAUACAUGUUUUUUUAAUGCUGUCAUGCAGAAUCUGGCACAGACUCACAUGUUAAAUGAACUAAUGUAUGAGAUGAAGGAAAAGGGAAUAAAGUUAAAAAUCAGUCAAGCUGAAGAUGCGCAAUUGGAAAGUGGACGGAAUCCGGUCCUAGGUGGUUUCGACAUGUGAAAAGAAAACUGGAAGAGUGCAUUGGAAACCAGGUGUUAAACUUCUAAGUGAAGGGUCAAAGAAGGGUUGGAAGACCCCCAACUGGAUGGAUGAAUGUCAUGCAAAAGGAUCUGAUUAGCUGUGGAGUUUCUGAGAAACUGUUUCAAGACAGACUGGAAUGGAGAAGGAGGACUCCAAGAGCUGACCCGAUAAAGAUGGGACUAAGGCUAGAAGAAGACUUGUAUAUGCUUGACAACUAGUUUUGGUGAAAAUGGGGAGGGGCUCGUAAUAGUCAACUAUGAUGUUCCAGAAGUCUAAAAUAAAGGAAAUCGUUAAUUUUAUAGGAAAGAUGUAGUUAAUUUUACUGCUACCAAAUAAUUCAUCUGUCUGUUACAGUAGUGUGUUUGGUGGGUCGUCAUAUAAUUUUAGAUUACUUCCCUUCCUUCUUAAUUGCUAUUUCUUUGCAAAUAGGAGAUAGAAGGUGAGGAAAAAUUACAAACUACAAAAUCUGAUGUCUACUAAAAUACUAUAGCACAAGAAUGUACAAAAUACAGGGAAGAGAAGUAAGAGCUGAGCUAUAUUGUUUAGUUCCUUUGACUUCAUCUUGGUGUGGUUUCUUACUCAAGCCUUGAAUUUGGGAAGCCAGUCUUAGAUGAAAGAAGUGAGAAAUAUGCAUAGAUGCUGUGCUGACAACACUUGAGAUUCUAAAGU